This is a messenger RNA of Cladophialophora psammophila CBS 110553, 258 nucleotides long. RefSeq names its product 30S ribosomal protein S13p/S18e. Gene Ontology annotation, biological process: translation. NCBI's taxonomy places the organism in Eukaryota, Fungi, Ascomycota, Eurotiomycetes, Chaetothyriales, Herpotrichiellaceae. The coding region runs from base 1 to 258 and encodes 85 amino acids. Gene Ontology annotation, molecular function: RNA binding; structural constituent of ribosome. Gene Ontology annotation, cellular component: ribosome. The record is from RefSeq and is a predicted model, not a curated record. The transcript has a single exon.
AUGUCGCGUUUCCACCUACACAACACCGUCAAAGUCGGCGAACUCACCCAGAACCAAGUCCUCGACCUGACUGCUCAAUUGGAUUCCAUGAAGAUUGAAAACCACCUGAGACGGCAAGUGCAGCAAGAUAUCACAAGACUGAGAGAUACGGGGACAUAUAGAGGACGCAGACAUGCUAUGAAUUUGCCAGUCAGGGGACAGAAUACGAGGAGCCAGAUCAAAACGGCUAGGAAACUUAACAAGGCGGAGCGGUAUUAG